CUGCAGUGGCCAUAUUUGUUGAUGUGUCAUGAAAAACGACUUGUUGGGCCGAUCAGCUGGCAGGACAGACAGACAGACAGACCCACGGAUAAAAGUUCACAGGUUUUUGUUUUUUUAUAACCCAAGCUGCCUGAAAAAAUCGUGCUACUCAUGGACUUACCACGCUCGAAGUGAUGCAUAGAAGGCGCCAUGGAACAAACCGAUGCAGCCUCGGGUGCGCACGAGAUGAAGGGGUCUGACGUGGAGUUGACAGGUGAAUUCCCACAGAUGACGCAACUCCAGAACUGCACACGUGAAGUCGAAAAACAAGAACCCACGUCGGAUGAUUGCACAGCAGAAGAAUUUGUGCAGACAAAAGGGGACUUCAUCAUAACUACAACAGAUAGUUUUUCAAAGACAAAGAUGGAGGAACAAGAAGGAGUGGGUGGGCCUGCCUCUGAUGACAACUGUGAUAGUAUUACAUGUUCAACCGAAGAGAACAAGCCGGCUCUUUUAAAUGAAGGCUGUUUGGUGGCCUCAGGUGAUGCCGUUGAAAGCCUGCCCUCUGUUGACCCUUUGCUGACUUUUCACAAAGAUUCUCCGAACAGCGACGAGGAGUCAUCCGUCAGCAAGGAGCCGUCGCCGCUCAGCCACGAUGGAUUAUCCCAGAGUCCAUCAUCCCCAUCAAUGCACAGCACUUGCAAAAACUCACCCCCUGACUCCACGACCACUACGUCCGGCAUCUCAAACGGCCCCUCCACCCCCACGUCGGACACCGUCAGCUCCUCGCUCGCCUCCAGCCCCCAACCCUCCGCUUCCACGUCCAGCCUGUAUGACACGGAAUGCAGCCGGAAGCUGAUCUCCCAGAUCCAGCGGUCCCUGUCGCAGGAGUCUCUGCUGGACGAGCUGGAGUCGGAGCUGAUGGCGUGUCAGCUUCCCGAAGUUGAGCGAGAACGCGGGAGGAAAGGAAGCCCACCCGUCAAUGGACUCCCCUCGGAGCAGGAGGACUGCAUGUUGGUCUUUGAGAAGUGUGUCCAGUACAAGUAUGCACAGCAGGAAAAGUCCAUCCAGAGUUUGCUGGAGGAAAACAAGAGACACCAGGAUCUAAUCCUGGGCAUUUGUUCUGAGAAGGACAACAUGAAGGAGGAGCUGAAAAAGAGAGCAGAGACGGAGAAGCAGCACAUGGGCACCAUCAGGAAAUUGGAGGGCAUGGGAAAGGAGCUGCAGAGGGAGCUGAAGGAGACUCGGGACAAACUCAUUCAACAGGAACAGGCGGCAAAGGCUGGCCUGAUGCAAAUGCAGAAGGAGAUGACCUACCGCCUGGAACAGGUGAACAGGAAGUGUGAGGAAGCGCGCCAAGAGAAGGAGACCAUGGUGAUGAAAUACGUGCGUGGAGAGAAGGAGGCCCUGGAUCUGAGACGGGACAAGGAGAGUUUGGAGAAGAGGCUGCGGGAGGCCACAAAGGAAGUGGACCGACAGGCCCUGCGAGGGAACCAGCUAGCGCAGGAAAGAGGCCGCCUGCAGCAGCUGUGUGAUGCCAAGGAAGGCGAGGUCAGCAGGCUGACUCGCGAGGUGGACAAGUUGAAGGACGAAAUCAACUCUCAUCUUAUCAAGGUCAAAUGGGCCCAGAACAAACUCAAGAGUGAGGCCGAUGCCCACAAGGAGUCUAAAGACAGGCUGAGGGACGUCACGUCGAAACUGACGCAAGCCAAAGAGGAGACGGAGCAGAUCCGCAAGAACUGCCAGGACAUGAUCAGAACAUACCAGGAAUCUGAAGAGAUCAAAUCCAAUGAGCUGGAUGCAAAACUGAGGGAGACCAAAGGAGAACUGGCGAAACACAAGCAGGAACAAACGGACCAGUUAGAGGUGCAUCGCGUGAAGGCCAAAGAGCUGGAAGACCUAAAGAGGAGUUACAAGGAGAGCAUGGAUGAGCUGGACACUCUUCGCACCAAGUUGAAGUGUCUGGAGGACGAGCGUCCGCGCUGGGAGGACGAGCUGAGCAAAUACCGGGAGAUCAUCAAUAGGCAGAAAGCCGAGAUCGGGCGCCAGAGAGAUGAGCUGAACAAGAUGGACGUGCUCCAGGACCAGCAUGAACGGGACCAACAAGAGCUCACGUCCCGAUGCGACGAGGUAGACUCGUUGAACAACCAGAUGGCCGACCUCCAGCGCGACGUGCAGGGAAGCAGGGAGCGCGAGGCCGAGCUGCUGGGCUUCACCGAGAAGCUCAGCAGCAAAAACGCGCAGCUGCAGUCGGAGAGCAACGCCCUGCAGUCCCAGCUGGAUCAACUCGGCAGCAGGUUCGCCGAGCUGCAAGCCGAGCUGGAGGAGACCAGCAGCGCGCUGGACGACAAGUCGCGACGGCUCAAGCGGGAGGAGGUGCUGAGGCAGCAGGAAGUGCGCGGCCUUCAGGAGGAGAGGACGGCGCUGGAAGGCGAGCUGGGCCAGCUCAAGACGCGAGUCGACGAGCUGAGAGACGAGCUGGUGACUCAGAAGAGGAAACAGGCGGCCAACAUCAAGGACCUGACCAAGCAGCUGACACAAGCUCGAAAGCGACUGGAGCAGGUUGAGAAUGGAGGCUGCGACCGCGAUGGCGGCAGCAUGGGCAGCCGAUCGAGUUCCUCAGGUGCUUCAUCUGGGUCCUUGAACGCACGCCACGGGGGCGGAGUUGAGGAGCGCUCGCCGGAGAGCCACUCGGGUCCCUCUGUGGUGGUCGUGGACAGCUUCCCGGAGGUGGACAAGGCCGUGCUGGUGGAGCGCAUCGUCCGUCUGCAGAAGGCGCUGGCCCGCAAGCAGGAGAAAAUUGAGUUCAUGGAGGAUCACAUCAAGCAGCUGGUGGAGGAGAUCCGUAAAAAGACCAAAAUCAUCCAGAGCUACGUGCUAAGGGAAGAGUCGGGGGCCCUCUCGUCAGAGGCGUCAGACUUCAACAAGGCCCACAUCAGCCGACGGGGGGGCAUCAUGGCGUCGCUGUACACGUCCCACCCGGCCGACAGCGGGCUGACGCUGGACUUGUCGCUGGAGAUCAACAGGAAGCUGCAGGCGGUGCUGGAGGACACGCUGUUGAAGAACAUCACUCUCAAGGUACACUCAAGAUUGGGAGAACCUUCAGACAUUGGGCGCCGAGAUCGAGAAGCUGAUAAAACAGCAGCGAGACCCCGUAGACGGAGCGAGGAGGAAGUAAGUCAAGGACCAAGGACUAUUUGAAGGACGGGCUUUUCAAAACGGAACACCUUUUGGUCACCUCGCAUCCAGAACAUGAAGGACUCGUACGAAUGUGCCAGUAGCAUCCUUUUGGAGACCACCUCCUUUUCUUCUUCACGUUCCGACUUACUUGAAUUGUCCCGGCGACUUUGCACCUCUUUUGGUACAACAGAUCUUCCUGGUCGUGAGCCAUGCCGCGAUUCCUCUGUGGACUUUUUACCGGCUAGGAGAUUGUGAAAUGUAGACUCACUCUUCGGCUGGAAAUUCUCACAAACAAAAUGGACUCAUAAGUGUGUGUGGAGGGGAGGGGGGGGUAAUUUUUGUCUCUUGGUUCUAUCGUAGACAACGCCAUCCGCCAAGUAAACCUCAAUGCCAAAAUAUUUUCAAAAUGCCGCUUGGCUAAUAAUGCACUCCAUAUGUGAAGCGGCAGCCAUUUUGUGACGCGGUGCUAGACGACGUUUGCAAGCAUCUCAACCAGAAGCUCUUUGAAAUGGAAGAAAUUGUACAUAAUGCCAGUCUGAAUGUGAUUUAGUUUAAUUCAUUUUCCUUUUUUGUUUCACAGAUUUUAUUUCCCCAUGUUUGAUUGUUCCAGCCUUUUUUUUUUUUUUUAACUUCUGUUUUCUUGAAUAAGAUAAAUUAGGAUUGCUGUCAAUUUAAAUGGACUUUGGAAGAAUUACCUCCAAACAUUUUUGCUUUCUCUCUCACUUGUCACAACAAAUUCUCUUUCCAAUGACUUAAAAGUUUUUAUUUUGAUCGUAAUGAUUACGACCUUGAAGGUGACCGGAAAUUGAAAAUUCUUGCCAUUUAGUGAAAAUAUUGCCUUUUUUUCAGAUAAGUUAGAAGCAACAUUUUUAAACAAAACAUUUUUGUUAGCUUUCUGCUCACCUUUGUACAAUUAAAAUUGAAAGCACUAUUUCCUGACCCACAAAAAAAGCGAUUUUCUUUUUUUUUUUUAAUUAUUAUUAUUAUAUUUUUUUUUUCCUUCUCUCUUGCUCAGUUUCUGAUUUCAAUUCAUGGCUCCAUUUUUGCUUUUCCUUUUUCCUUCAUUUUGUUCAAAAUAAAAUAAAAUUAAGAUUAGAAUACCUUUGCUCUUAUUGCAGUAGCGCAACAGUACAGGAACUGAACAAGGUUAGCAGUCAGGUGAGAAAGACAGCGAAAAAGUGAAAAAAAAUAAACGAUUUCUAUGCAAUAAUAACAACUUUACAAAAGCAAUUUAUUAAGCGGCCUAAUACCGAUACCUGCUUUUAGUACUCGCCCAUCUCUAUAUGCUAAAUGAAUAUAAUUUUUAAAAAGUAAUCGUAAAGUUGAAUCGAGUAGGAAUUUUCACAAAAUGUUGUGCACUGUAAUUAGCUUCUUGGGUGAGAGUUACUUUAUUAAAAAAAAAAAAAAAAAACUUUUUUCUCCCCCCCCCUCACUAAACCCACUUUAAAAUCACACCUAAUUACAUAUUUGUGGCAAAAUUUAGCAUUUUUAAGUCAACAGGUGUCAACUGUCCCACGUUUGUAGAAUUUCCUUUUUUUUUUCCUUUGGGUGCGUCACCACGCGGGAUUUAAGACUUACGUUGAUUUGAAUGUAAAUUAGUGCUCAAGUUCGCUUGCUGAGUAUGGAAAUGGCUUAAAUGUUGAGGUAUUCUUAUUAUCUGUCUUUGUAGUGUCACUGAGUCGAAGUAUCUCUAUCUUGGUAGCUGCAAAACAAAUCUAUCCAGGGACAAAGUGCAAUGUGCGUCCUUUCUUUUAGUUUGGUUCUUUUUGUGUUUGCCGGUCGGUCUAAGCCAUGUAUGUGCACUGCAAUAUUUCGCUGGCUUUUUUCCUUCGAUCUCGCCGAGGGUUUGGUUUGGGGCUCACGUCCUCGCUGCACUUGUCGGGUCUUAUUGGCUCGACCGACCCACGUUGACUUUGAUGAUUGUUCCAUCGCGCGCCGUAAUCGCUCUUUGCUUUUAGGUCACACGCGCGCAUAUGAGAUGAAGGGAACGACGGCCAGUCGAUACAAAGGGUCUUGAUUUGAUCAUAUCUCACGCGGCGUCGCAUAAAACCGCUUCGGCGCGCUUUGCGAGAGGUCGAGCCCUCCAGCUAGGUUAUUUCGGAGAAAAUAUAAACGUAUUACACUCUUAACACGGAAAUGCAACAAAAUAGCCACAUCAGCGCUGUAACCUGCGGAAUUUGUGCGCCCAUCCUUUCAACCAGAACCCAGCAAAGCGCAGGAUCUUGCUGCUUUUACAAGGCAACACAGCACACCGCAAUCGAAUAAUUAGAUGUAAUGACACGUCUGCGUCAACGUUCUAAAAAUUAAUUUCCCAAAAUUCCAGCUUUUCCCCUGCGAACUGCAGCAACUGUGUGCGCGCUUUCACACGGCGCGCUGAUCGUUCAGAUCAACGCCAGCGUGUGGUGUGAGGUAUCAAAUCCUUCGGCUAUUACAAGGAGCGUGAAAGUCGCUUCGAUGGGAUUCGCAAGCCUCUGAUGAAAAAUGAUUUGGGUAGCUUUCAACUGACGCCUGUAGAAUGUGAUUUUUUUUUUUUUUUUUUUUUUUUUUUAAAUAUAUAUUUUUUUGUAUAAAUAUCCUUUUCCUGGUUCUGUGCAAUGACUUCUGUGGGCUCUGUCAGUGUGGAAUAUCCAAACUGUGAUUCUAAUAUACACUUGUAGAUACAUUUUUAAAUAGUGGAUAAUGUGUAUAUACUGUAUAUAUACAGUAUGUGUAUAUAUGGUGGCUCCAGGGAAUAAAAUGACAUGCGUCUUAA
This is a messenger RNA of Phyllopteryx taeniolatus (common seadragon), 5911 nucleotides long. It is a transcript of the gene ccdc186, whose product is annotated as coiled-coil domain-containing protein 186. Gene Ontology annotation, cellular component: trans-Golgi network. Gene Ontology annotation, molecular function: small GTPase binding. The transcript has 16 exons. NCBI's taxonomy places the organism in Eukaryota, Metazoa, Chordata, Actinopteri, Syngnathiformes, Syngnathidae. Gene Ontology annotation, biological process: vesicle cytoskeletal trafficking. Bases 190 to 3180 code for a protein of 996 amino acids. The record is from RefSeq and is a predicted model, not a curated record.